CAGUUUACAGUACACAAGAAUUCUCUGCAGCUCGUGAUCAACUAGAGAUAUGGGGAAGUGCUACCCAACAGUGAGCGAGGAGUACCAGAAAGCGGUGGAGAAAUGUAGGAGGAAACUGAGAGGACUUAUUGCCGAGAAGAACUGUGCCCCGAUCAUCUUACGUUUGGCAUGGCAUUCAGCAGGAACCUUCGAUGUUCAUACGAAGACAGGAGGGCCGUUUGGGACGAUCAGGCAUCCAGAUGAGCUAGCUCAUGAAGCUAACAAUGGUCUUGAUAUUGCUGUAAGGCUUUUGGAUCCUAUUAAGCAGCAGUUUCCCAUUUUGUCGUAUGCGGAUUUCUACCAGUUGGCCGGAGUUGUUGCUGUAGAAGUUACUGGAGGGCCGGAGAUCCCUUUCCACCCUGGAAGACCCGACAAAUCAGAUCCACCACCAGAGGGUCGCUUGCCUGAUGCCUCUAAAGGUUCUGACCAUCUGAGGGAUGUCUUUGGCCACAUGGGUCUGAGCGACAAGGACAUUGUGGCAUUAUCUGGGGGUCACACCCUGGGAAGGUGCCACAAGGAGCGAUCUGGAUUUGAGGGAGCCUGGACUACCAAUCCUCUCAUUUUUGAUAACUCCUAUUUCAAGGAAUUGCUUAGUGGAGAGAAAGAAGGGCUAAUCCAGCUGCCAUCAGACAAGGCUCUGCUAGAGGAUCCCGUCUUCCGUCCCCUUGUCGAAAAAUAUGCUGCAGAUGAGGAUGCCUUCUUUGCCGAUUAUGCUGAAGCUCACUUGAAGCUCUCGGAGCUUGGAUUUGCGGAUGCGGAGUGAGUGGUUGUGUUCUUGUAAAUAUUUUGAAGGAGCUGCAAAAUAAUUUAUUUAUGAAAAAGUUUCCAGUUUUCUGUCUAUGUGCUUGCUCUUAAGCUGGUGAUUGUGAUGCAAUUAACUGUCACAUUGAUAUAUGGUGUGUGUUUUUGAGUCUAUGCAAUGAUGUAAUGUUGUGACUGAAAUAAAAAUAAUCUUAUUUUAUCAUAAA
This is a messenger RNA of Pistacia vera, 1007 nucleotides long. Its product is annotated as L-ascorbate peroxidase 2, cytosolic. Gene Ontology annotation, molecular function: heme binding; peroxidase activity. The transcript has 10 exons. The record is from RefSeq and is a predicted model, not a curated record. Lineage: Eukaryota; Viridiplantae; Streptophyta; Magnoliopsida; Sapindales; Anacardiaceae. Gene Ontology annotation, biological process: hydrogen peroxide catabolic process; cellular response to oxidative stress; response to reactive oxygen species. Bases 50 to 802 code for a protein of 250 amino acids.